ACAGUAGGCGGAGCGUUUACAGGCGCGUUCCUUGAAGUGUUUCACGUUAUGGAUCGUAAGACAGUCAUCAAAAGCAAACUACAAGGAAUAGAGAGCUAUAACCCUGAACACAUAACAGCACUUGAAGAACAUCUUUCAUGGCAGAUCAUAAAUAAUGAUUAUGAUUUCGAAGCUAAUUUAGCUCUGCUUAGAUUAUAUCAGUUCUAUCCGGAACGUUUCAAUGCUGAGUGUGCGAGGUUAGUGCUGCUGAAGGCAAUUAUAAGCAUGAGUCACUCAGAUUUUACAUUGUGCAAGUACUUGAUUCACCUAGAACAUCUCAGUGAAGAGCCACUUUCACAGGUUGUGGAACUUGGGUUUCUCCUGGAGACCUGUCGGUUUUCUGAGUUUUGGACGAAAGUUAAAGAAAACCCCAAAGUUUUUUCUGCUAUCCCUGGAUUCCGUGAAUCUGUAUGUAGAUUUAUUGUCCAAAUUAUAUCUCAAACAUAUCAACGUAUAUCAAAAACCUUAUUAAUGAGCUUUUUGGAUAUGUCAGAGAAUGAUUUAAAACAAUUUAUUAAACAAUUUGAAUGGUCCGAAAUCACUGAUCAUCAUCAUCAACUUAUCUUAAUUAAUAAUCAUGAAGAGAAUAUUAAAUCAAUACAAAUACGUGAACGUGUCAAUUUCGAUUCGAUCACAUCAAUGUCCGGUGCAUUUAGACCAUCAAAAAGUGAUUUUUUCAUUAAAACUAACAUACAAUCAUAAUUAUCAUAUCAAUCAAUCAAUCAAUGAUUUAUUUCAUUAAAAAAAAAGAAAAAAGAAGCAAAGAAUAUUCCAUUUUUAAAUCAUUGAAAUAGAAAAAAACAUUUCUUUGUGUAAUCAUUUUUCUUUUUAUUAUUAUUAUUAUACAUUUUGCCCAACAAUUGAUUUGUGUGUGUGUGACAACAAAAUAAUCAUGAUAUUUAUUGAUGAAUAAUCAGUAAGUCAGUUAGCAACAACAUAGAACUUUGUAUCUACGUACGUAUGUACAUCCAGUUCAAGUUGCCAUAGCAUAAAAGUCAAAUAAUCUAUAAUAAGAGAUAAGAGAUUAUAAAGUAAAUUAACGGAAAUGAUAACUAUUCAAUUGUUACACAUAUGUGCUUAUAUAUUAAAAAAAAAUCUUAUUUGUACAAGCAAAAACUGAAAAUGAAUGAAGACAGAGAGAAAGAGAAUGUUUUAAAAACUGAGAUCAUUCUAUUGUGGAUAAAUUAAGAAAUGGUGUUUGAAACAUAUGCUUAGAUACUUGUUGUGAGGUAGAUGGAAAUAGAGUAAGUAAUGGAAGAAGCCAUUGGAAUGAUUUAUUUAAUAAAUAAUCAUUUGAUGGAGUGGUAGGAGUAGUUGUAGUAGUAUUAGUAGUAGUAGGAGGAAUGUUAGUUGUUGUUGUUGUUGUUAUGUUAGAUGACAAGUCAUAUUUAUUUCGAUUUAUUUUUGAAAUAGUGCCAAAUUUUUGUUUAAUUAUUUGACUGAAUCGAUGCACCGUUUUAGUAGUCCAUGACCAAGAAGGCAGCAGAUCACGAUGUGUAUUAUUUGUAAUCUAUUAUAAUAUGAAAUAGACAAUACAGAAUAGAGAAGAGC
Messenger RNA from Schistosoma curassoni, 1590 nucleotides. The record is from the annotation of a GenBank genome assembly. NCBI's taxonomy places the organism in Eukaryota, Metazoa, Platyhelminthes, Trematoda, Strigeidida, Schistosomatidae.